This is a messenger RNA of Cloeon dipterum, 1711 nucleotides long. RefSeq names its product carboxylesterase 4A-like. Gene Ontology annotation, cellular component: plasma membrane; synapse; cell surface. The transcript is spliced from 5 exons. The record is from RefSeq and is a predicted model, not a curated record. Gene Ontology annotation, molecular function: neurexin family protein binding; signaling receptor activity. Gene Ontology annotation, biological process: chemical synaptic transmission; synaptic vesicle endocytosis; presynaptic membrane assembly. Bases 42 to 1043 code for a protein of 333 amino acids. Lineage: Eukaryota; Metazoa; Arthropoda; Insecta; Ephemeroptera; Baetidae.
AAAUAUUUUCCUCUGUUCCAGGACUGAUCCACGGAGCAAUUAUGAACAGCGGUACCGCACAGGCCGACUGGGCAAUCAACCGAAAUCCUGAUCAUGACUUGAAGGGCGUCGCAUCCAAGCUUCGAUGUUUAGGAAAAUACAACAACGCGACCGAUAACCAAGUGAUUGCCUCGUGUUUGAUGCGCCGGCCGGCCGCUGAUCUGUUGGAGGCACAUACCAGGCACUACGCCAAUGCAAACAUUAAAGCGGCAAGCCCAGUAAUUUCUCGCCCCGAUGAACCAGAAUCUACCAGAAUAGUGCCCGACGAGCCGAGUAUACUGGCCAAAGCUGCGAAAGACGUGCCCCUCUUGAUUGGAGUCACCAGACACGAGUCCAUGUGGAUGGUUAACAUUCUCGCUAAAUACAUCAAAACUACGUUCGUUCCUACAGAAACUUUCUACAGGACUUAUCUGUUUCCUAAGAUCUACUCUUUGACUGGAAUAAGAGAUGACAAGCUUCAUAUGGUGGAUUUAAUCUAUAAAAAGCAGUUCUUCUCUUACGCGUCACAUAAAGAUAUGGCCAACCUCACUGUCAUAGUUCCAGGAUUAGUGGACCUACUGUCCACGGUAACGAUGAAAAACCCAGCUGCCCAGGUGCCCAAAAACAAUACCCGUGUAAAGAACUACCUGUACUCGUUUGAGUACGAUGGACGCCUGCACGUUCCAGGCAACGGCAUUGGAGACAGUCCCAACAGCCUCUUCAAGAAAGGUACGCCGCACGGUGACGAUAUGGUGUACCUGACCCCCAAGCCUGACAUCAAAGAGCCCUUCAACAAGGAGGAGGUAGCCUUCUCCAAGAAGAUGGUCGACAUGUGGGCCAACUUCAUCAUCUCAGGCAACCCGAACGUGCCGAAAAAAGUCACCGAUCCGGAAUGGCCAAGGUACGAAUACUAUAAAGACAAGUUGUACUACAAGAUCGGCCGUGUGAACAAGGUCGGCACAGACUUCACCUCGGAGUUCUACACAGUCGUCAAUGACUUUGUCACUAACCCGAAGAAAUUCUAGAUUUUUUGGUGAUUAUAAUUGAAAUGCAUUUGGUGUAGCAAUAAUGUUUUUGUUUUAUUCGCAAAUGUAAACACAAGUUCAGCGAUUAUCAAAAAUAUUUUGGCUGUUAGUACGGGUCGAGGAAUAAUUGUGGUUUGACUUGUGUUCCGAUUUGAAUUUCAGUUUCUUUCUAGCAGCUAAUGCCAAGGCACUAUUAAUGAAUCAACUUAUCAACCUAACUCUGCAUAAAUGUGUGUUACGUUCUUUGCUUAACACGAUAUAAUUUCUACAAUAGACUCAAUCGCAAAAGCUGUAACGGAAUGUGGCGGCAGCGAUAAGCACGACUGCCGAUGGACGAAUAGCAUUAUAGUUCAUUCAUUAAAAAAAACAGACAGGUGGUCAGAGAGUUGUCGGAAGACGGAUUACCAACUAGUAGAUGAGGCACAGUAUAUUAUUUACAAACCAUGUACACACUCGUAAAACUAGCUCAAAUGUGAUCUUCUAGGCUAAGAAUACAGUUAAUAGACGGUUGCCGAAAAAGUGCAUUCUCAAGUCCGGCGGAUAAAAGGAUAAAAUUCCCGAUCAGGAAUAAUAGUUGUCUGACUGACAAAUAACUACAGUCCAGGAGGAAGAAAAUUGUCCGUGUCCAAAUUUAAAAAAUACUUCAAAAUCCGAAAUAUUACGCAGAA